GAGGAAAAUUACACUAUGCAUUUCAUUGCCAUUCGAAGCUCAUCGGAUAGUGAACAGAGCCGUUGCAAGCCUAAAAAUGGCCGCAGCUGACACCAAGUGGAACACCACUGCUCUUCUUGUCAUUGACAUGCAGAACGAUUUUAUACUACCAGGUGGCCCGAUGCACGUGAAAGGUGGCCAAGAUAUUGUGCCUAAUGUUAUCAAGGCUGUUGAGAUUGCUAGAAGCCGUGGCAUUCCCAUUAUAUGGGUUGUUCGUGAGCACGAUCCUUUGGGAAGAGAUGUGGAAUUGUUCCGUCGGCACAUGUAUUCUGCUGGAAAACCAAAACCAACUUCCAAGGGUAGCGCUGGUGCAGAACUGGUUGAUGGGCUAAUAGUCAAAGACGAUGACUACAAGCUCGUUAAGACACGGUUUAGUGCAUUUUUUAACACACACCUUCAUUUGUAUCUUCAGGGUGCCGGAAUUAGUAAUUUAGUUAUCACUGGUGUCCAAACUCCAAAUUGCAUCCGGCAAACGGUCUUUGAUGCAGUAGCAUUGGAUUAUCAGACAGUUACCGUCAUUGUUGAUGCCACUGCAGCUGCGACAUCCGACAUACAUCUUGGUAUGCAAUUUUUCACUUAAGUUACACUGCCUUUGGUAUAUAAGCUGAAGUACAUUUUUUCUUUAUUUUGAGAAAAAUUAUGUUUUGUGUGACUGCUGAUGAACUAG
This is a messenger RNA of Olea europaea var. sylvestris, 706 nucleotides long. Its product is annotated as probable inactive nicotinamidase At3g16190. The coding region runs from base 77 to 619 and encodes 180 amino acids. The record is from RefSeq and is a predicted model, not a curated record. Lineage: Eukaryota; Viridiplantae; Streptophyta; Magnoliopsida; Lamiales; Oleaceae. The transcript is spliced from 4 exons.